CUUCAAAACAUUUCCCAGAAUAGGUAGAUGCAUCGCACUUGGAAAUGCAGUUUGCCUGAAGCAAUGUUAACAUCACAAAGCUGUUGUUCAGCCGCACUCUCUUCCAUUUGGCAGAUCUCAAUCAUGUGUCGCUGUGACUCAGAUGUGCUGGAAACGCAGCAGCUGCAUCUGAUGUUGCUUCUGAAAUACAUGAGUAUCGUAUAGGCGGAUCUUAGGGAAACCCGUGGGGUCUAAGUAUUGGCAGCCUAGGCUGAUGGUCCCGCUUUCAAUCGUCAUCCUAUCUCAUCAGCCACAAUCUCUGUUUCUCGGUCUUGCUCUUUUUUUCUCUCAACACUUGUCCUUUGUAAGAAAUAUAUACAUUGUCACAUCGCUUACCUUCUAUAUAUAUAUCAAUUAUUGCUAUUGUUGGAAGUCAGUAAACCAAAGAGACCAUGGGUUUUGCCUCGAAAAUCGCAGCCAGUCAGGCAGCUGGAGCCUCCACAGGUGUUUAUGGAGGGGCCCCUCCGUCUGGAUACACGGGCGGCCCGCCUCCAGCCUCUCUGCAACCAGGCAAUCCUGGAGGAUAUCCCGGUCAACAGCAGCAGAGCCAGUAUCAGGCAUACCCGGGCUCAUCUCAGUCCCCAGCCCAGCAGUACAGCCAAGGCCCACCCAGCAGUUCGGGGCAGCCACACAGUCCUUAUCCACCCCAGGGGGCCGCCGCUGGUCCGGGGUAUGGACCAGGUCCCCAGAGUGGGCCUCCUGGUGGCUCUCGACCUGCAACACAGCAUGAGGUGUCAGCCUAUAGACAGCUUUUAAUAAGUACCAUCCAAGAGAAGCAACUUCAACCCAUGUGGCCUCCGGAAAGACUUGAAGCUUUACUCCAGGGACUCGCGAAAGAUGCGCCAGGGAAGAUCGACUACCUUUCGAAAGCAUGGAGAAUGUCCUCAGAGAUUGCUAUGGAUUUCCUCAAACUGUCCCUAUUCGAUAUAAUCCUCUAUAUCGAUGACAGUGGAUCGAUCAUGUUCGAAGAAGAAGGGGCGCGAUUCAAAGACCUUAAGGAGAUACUGUCACUUGUUGCUACCGCCGCAUCUCUGUUCGACCAAGACGGAAUUACCGCACGUUUCAUGAACUCGACGGUGCAGGGAAACAAUAUCAAUAGCAAGGAAGCUGCAGAAGCACUUAUCACCCAAGUGCGCUUCCAGGGAUUAACGCCAAUGGGGACCAGUCUGAGACAUAAAGUUCUGGAACCGCUGGUAAUUGGCCCUGCCAGGAAUGGGCAGCUGAAGAAACCGGUCCUUGUUAUCACCAUUACAGACGGCCAUCCCGCUGGUGAACCCACUAAAACAGUGGUAGACGUUAUUAGCCACACGGUCGAUGAAGUCUCGAGGACACGAUAUGGCCAUGGAGCAGUCUCCUUUGAGUUUGCCCAGGUCGGUUCUGACCUGAAAGCGCGCGAUUUUCUGAGCAAGCUCGACGAGGACCCUAGCAUUGGUGGUCUAAUUGACUGCACAUCGACUCUUGAGGUCGAGCAAGACGAGAUGUCCCGAGCCAAUCCUCCAGUCGAGCUUACCAGAGAAUUAUGGUGCGCCAAAUUGAUGCUGGGAGCGAUUGAUUCCUCGUACGACACCAAGGACGAGAAAAGGGCUGGCACCGGAGGUGCCCCUCCUCCCCCGGCUGGCCAAUAUGGCGGUUAUAACCAGGCGGCAUAUGGCCAAAACCAGGCCUAUCCACCCCAGGGCUACGGGCAACAGCCGUAUGGACAGCCAGCCUACGGACAAGGACAACCACCACCCUCUGGACAGGGUGCAUAUGGUCAACCCCAGACUGCCCCGAGAGGAUACGGUCAACCGUACGGCGGAUAUGCCUCUCCGCCCGCAGGACAAGGCCAGUAUGGACACCCUCCGCCCUAUCCGCCACAGCAGGGAGGAUACGGGCAAGCACCACCUCCCCCGCCAAGAUACUAAGGCGAUGCUGUACAAAUUACUGUACUCCUAUCCUUUCCGCCUUGAAUAGGGUACCUGCCUCUGAGUGCUCCUUCUUCGUCAGCGAGGAUUGGAUUAAUCAGUGACCUUUGGAAAAAGAGAUAGAGGGUGGACCCACUGGUCCACCUUGUCAUACGUCAAUGUCAAUGCAUGUCUUUAAUAUGUACAGAAAUGCGCGAGGUGGAUAAUCUCGCGGCCCUACGGAGUCUCGUCCGUAAGGAUUAUUGUUUUGCGUUCCGAACAUUUUUGAUAAUAAUAGUAUUCUUGAGCAACCAUGGUUUGAGUAA
This is a messenger RNA of Paecilomyces variotii, 2248 nucleotides long. RefSeq lists its product as hypothetical. The coding region runs from base 432 to 1943 and encodes 503 amino acids. The record is from RefSeq and is a predicted model, not a curated record. The transcript has 6 exons. Lineage: Eukaryota; Fungi; Ascomycota; Eurotiomycetes; Eurotiales; Thermoascaceae.